Messenger RNA from Gongylonema pulchrum, 444 nucleotides. Lineage: Eukaryota; Metazoa; Nematoda; Chromadorea; Rhabditida; Gongylonematidae. The record is from the annotation of a GenBank genome assembly.
AUACUUUCGGCGCUACACUCGCCAUCGGAUGAUGAGCACGACGAUCAGAGUACGGAAACAAUUACAGCACCAGCCGCUGAACUUACGUUCGGUGAACACCUUCAAGAUCUUUUACCCUACAUUGAUAGCCAAUGCGAACAGUUUUCACCAGAAUGCAAACUGCGUUGCGAAUCAACGCGGAACAGUAUUUAUGGUGAAGUGGAAGCGCUGGAAGGGAAUCGGCUUCGAAACAGUCGCUUCUCCUACGAUUCACAAAAAUUUUUGAAUGUCGCAAACGAUUUUAGCAGCAAAAAUGUAACGAAUGGGCGAAAUGUUGUGGAACUGCUGAAGGUUAGAAGAAUAAUGCAGAGGGAGCAGUCACGAGGACAGAUUAUCAAGAAAGCAGUUCGAAAAAUACGACGUGAACGAAAAGCUACUGUGACUUUGGCUGUAGUGCUCGGUUAG